UUUUGUAGCCAGGGACUGAGUAUGGAUUUAUUUGAUGAACAUUAGUAAAAUUUUAAAUAAUAUUCCUGAACGUUCCACCAAUUGAACACAUAAAGUCUGAGUUGACUUUGGUGCUUGGACCCCUAAAUAUAAUAACUUUGAUAAUGUGGAAAAAGAUGUUUAACAGAACAGCUCUGGCUAUGUUGUAUAUAUAAUUUUGGGACAAGAUAUUCAUAUUAGAUCAAUAUAGCUCAUUAAAGCAAUAGCCAAAAACAAAAUAUUCACAAUGCUCCCUCUGAUCCCAAAUGUAGUCAGUUAGCUAAAUUUUGUUUCUUUAGUUUUGAACAAGAGCAACAAGGUUAAUGGAAAUAACUAGUACAGAUGGUGUAUAUCCACUAGUUUAGCAUGAUGGUAGCACUUGGAAAGACAUUGUUUAGCCCAGUAACCAUUUGUUACUCAGCAGGACAAGUUGUCAUUACAAUGAACUAAACUAAACUAAACUAAACUAAACUAAACUAAACUAAAAUGAACUUUGUGACACACCUCCUACCUGUUGCUGCAUUCACAUUUUAAACAGAAAAUAAGUUUAUACAAAUUUACCCCUGGGAUCAAUGAAAUAUAGGAAAUAUGCUUCUUUUUUGAUUAUGAUGUAGGGCCAAAUUUCGAUUUACAACACCCUAGAAGAGAGUCUCAUCACAUACACUAAACAGACAACUAUAUAGUAGCUACAGAAGAUUUACACACUCUUGCAGAUGGAUUGCAGAAGUAUGUCUUAUGUAAACACGUGUAUAUUAAAUUCAGUUUUGGCUUGGGUUAGUAACUUGUCCAGUUGUACCAGGACAUUCGGUCUCAGGUGUAAUAACCUUCGUGUAUUUCUAACCACUCAGGAACUGUCUACCUACAGAUUACUGGUUAAUUACAUAUUAAUACUAAACCAUCUGGUUUUCUUGGGUUAGCAUUUUAUGACAGAAAUUUGGUAAAAGAACUCUAAGUUAGAUUUUAAAAUGCCAGGAUACAGUUGUGUAUGCACACAUGCCAAAACUGAAGUUGACACAUAUUUUUUAUAAGCUGUAAUUCAUCUGUAGGAUUAAUAAUAUCUGCAGUAAUUACAUUAUUGUAGCGCAUACAGUUUAUGUGUAACCACACAGGUAUUAGAGACGUAGAAAGUGAGACCGUUUUUCACAUGACUGAUUAACUUUCCUUGGACUAUGCAUGAGACACAUCGUGUGCUAAGAUCAAACGUAACGCCCACUUUUUGUAAAUAAUUUAACGGACGAUACAGUGGAUAUAUAAAAUCUACACAGCACUGUUAAAAAUUGCAGGUUUUUGUGAUGUAAAAAAUGACACCAAGAUAAAUCAUGUCAGAUCUUUCCCUACAUUUAAUGUGAUAUAGCAUCCAACAAAAUACAAGUGAAAAACAAAUAGUUAACAAAUGUUUUAGGGGGGAAAGAGAAAAAAGAAAAAAGUUACAGUAACCUGGUUGCCUAAGUAUGCACAUCCCUUAACUAAUUCUGUGUUAAAGCACCUUUUAAUCGUAAUACAGCACUCAGUCUUUUUGACUAAGAGUCUACUUGAUUUGCCAAAUUUUUUCCAUCCUUCCUUGUAAAAAUGCUCCAGAUCUAUUAAAUUGUGAGGGAAUCUCCUGUACACAGCCCUCUUCAAGUCAUUCCACAGGUUUUGAUAGGAUUUAAGUCUGGGCUCUGACUGGGCCAUUCCAAAACGUUGAUUUUUUUUCUUUUGAAGCCAUUCCUUUAUUGACUUGUGUUUGUGCUUUGGGGUGUUAUCAUGCUGGAAAGUGAAGUUUUUCUUUAUCUUCAGCUGUCUAACAGAGGCUUGCGGUUUUUGUGCUAAAAUAGAUUUGUAUUUGGAGUUCCUGAUUCUCUCUUGACUAGAGCUUCUUGACUAGAGCCCCAGUCCCAGUUGAAGAGAAGCAUCCCUAUAGCAUGAUGCUGCCACCACCGUGCUUCACUGUGGGAUAAACGGAACGAGGGUGAGACGCACUGAGCACCACGAUGGACUCCAUGGACGAGAGUGAGCAGGAAAAGCUUAUCAUGUUCAUCACCUUGCCGCUGUCCUCCAUUAUCAUCCUCACCAACCUGCUCAUCAUCGUGGGUAUCGCCUGCAACAGACAGCUCCAUGACACGCCCAACUACUUCUUCCUGAGCCUGCUGGUGGCAGAUCUCUGCACGGGCCUCGCUCUGCCCUUCAUCCCUCGCAUGGGUCUCAAUCGAUCGCUGCACUUUCGGUCCUGUCUGCUUGUACACAUCUUCCCCAAUUUCCUCUUCCUGUCCUUCCUCUUCAACCUGGUCAUGGUGCACUAUGAGCGGUAUCUGUGUAUCGUCCAUCCACUGCAUUACAGCCAGUUUUGGGUGCACCGCUGCUUCCCGGCUGCACUUUUAGCUGUAUGGAUUCCUCCUCUCCUCUAUGCUAGUUUACCCGCCUUUGGAUGGAACAACUGGACAAAGAAACAACUUAACCUCAGCUUGGAUGCUAAUACAACCCAUGCUAAUGUGUGUGACUACAAACAGAUUUUUCCCAAACCUUUCAUCUACUUGGAAGUCUAUGGGCUACUCCUGCCUGCCAUCCUCUCCAUCCUGGCUAUGACAGGCCGAGUUCUCUGGAUUGCUCGAAAGCAACUGCGAGACAUUUGUAAGCUUAAUCGCUCUGUGGAGUGCAGCGAGGCCUCAGAACAUAAACAUCGCCUCAAUCUGCGCUACGCAAAGUGUGUCGCUGCUGUCUCACUCACCUUCCUGGUCUGCUGGGUGCCGUAUAUCGUCUAUCUGCAUGUUUCCGUUAUGUUGCUUCAAGAAGGCGCAAAGAGACACUCACCCCUCAACAUCAUCCUCUCAUGCACGGGAAUCGGCAGCAUGGCCAUCAUACCCAUUAUACUCAGUCUCGCCAACAGGCAGUACACAGAGCCAGCGCGCAAUCUGCUGAUGAAAAUCAGGACUCGUUGCACUAGAAUACAAGACUUAAGAGAUCCUCCCUGAAAACUUUACAGUUCUUUUUUUUAACAGCAGUAGCACAAGUGUCUUCUUUUAUGAGUGUGUAGCAGGAGGCAGAUCUCAGCAGUGAGAACAAUGUAGCUGAAUCAAUUUCUUUGCUGAUUCAUACUGUUUUAUUUCCUUGUCAGGUUGUUAAGUAGUUAGCGACUUAAGAAAGUAACUUUCUAACUUUCUGCUGCAUUCCAGUUCUGUUUUCAAAGUUCCCUUGUUGAAAACUUUUAGUUUCCCCAAUGGUUUCCAGUCACAGUGUGUGAUUUGGGUUUAAAGAUUUGCAAAAGACCAAUCAUUUUUUAUUUAAUUACAGAGCGAGCAUAUAUAUAUAUAUAUAUAUAUAUAUAUAUAUAUAUAUAUAAUAUAUAUAUGGCCCGAUUCUCCCUAAAGUAUCAACAAAUUCUGCCUGAUGUGCAGGAUCAUUACAGACUGCAGCCAAUAUCACAGAAGUGUAUUAAGGUCUAUUAAAUUCCACUUAAACUGCUGCAUAUUAGCACAUGGUUGCCAUUACAAACACAUGUAACAGUGAAACAUUCACUAAUCACCUGAUAAAACACCAGGACCUUGAACACUCUAUGAACACUAAAUAUCAUCAUUAACCAUUACACAGCAUUACACAAACAAGGAAUUGGUGUUAACAGCUAAUCUAAAUUUACUUUUAGUCUCUGGAUGAAAAUAAAUAAUAGUUUUAGUCAUAUUCUAGUUAUUUGGCUUUUCUUAGUUGCAGUGUAGAUUUAGUUGACGAAAGUACACAGCAAUUUUAGUCAGCUAAAACAGAACAGUUUUUCUCCUUUUUCAUCAAAUUUCGCCUAUAUUUUCAUUUAUAGUUCCUAAAAAACAAAUGCAAUAAUGUUCCAUUCUUUUAUUUCCUUCUUAAAUGGAACAUCAGAUCUUUUUACUGAUGCACAUUGCCUUACGAGCUGACUAAAGCUUUCUUUCACAUGUGUUAGCUAAAUGAAUGUUCUGAAGUGGCUAAAACUCAGCUACAAUGAUGCAACAACUCAGUCACUGGAAAGAAACACAUUUAAUAACAUUACUCUAGCGAUUUGUUAUGCUGCAUAUAUUUAAUACAAUUAAAUUAUUGACAAUUGUCAUCCGUUCUAGCUAGCUAGCCGUAUAUUAGACUAACAAGACAGACACUAUGAAGUUUUUCCCCAUAUGCAAUAAAUGAAAAGCAAUAGCAGAAAAAUAAGGUCAAUGUUACCAACAAUCACAGAGCCUUCACUUUAUCAUCACAGAUGGAGACAGGAGUGCAGUGCAUGAGACCACUUACUAUGUCUUACUACUUCUUAAUCUUAAUUAAUUCCCUUGGAAGUGUGCAAAGAUGAUGGAUAAGAAAUCACCUCUGUCCAAUCAACCAUUUUGUCUCAUUUUUAUUCACUGAGAAUAAAAAUAGCUUUACAAUUCAUCACAUUUUUUAAAUAUAAAGGUUAAUUAUUGUUUCAUUAUAGCUAAAGAGGCAUUAACAAAACUUUUCAUUUGAGUUUUUAUCAUGAAAAUGUACCCUGCCAGGAAACAGUAGAAACCUGAUAUAGCUUGCAUGAUUUUUUUUUUCUGGGAUUAGUUCUUCCAUGGCCAUUUCACUGCAAGAUUUCAUAAUGUCAAGAUGAAGAUACCAUGUUGAUAGCUUAGUGUUAAUAGGCUUUGUGAAAUGAUUAUAUAAAACCGAACUCUGUCUACAAAUCUCAUACUGUUUGCUUUGUCUUAAAUUGUUCUGGAGUUACGAUGGAUUUAUAAAGUCUAUAAACUCAGUCUUUUUGAGUAAGAGUCUAUCAGCGUGGCACAUUUUGACUUGGCAAUAUUUUCCCACACCAUCUUGAAAAAACACCUAGAUCCAUCAAAUUGUAAGGGCAUCUCCUGUGCACAGCCCGCUUCAGGUCACCCCACAGAUUUUUAGUUGGAUUCAGCUCUGCGCUCUGGCUAGGUCAUUCAAAAACAUUGAUCUUCAUUUGGUUAAGCCAUUUCUUUGUUGAUUUGGAUGUAUGCUUUGGGUCAUUUUCGUGCUGAAAGGUGAAAUUUCUUUUCAUCUUCAGCUUACUAGCAGACACCUGAAAGUUUUACACUAAAAUCGACAGGUAUUUGUAGCUAUUCAUGAUUCCCUCCACCUUGAUAAAAGCCCAAGUUUUGGCUGAAAAAAGUAGCCCUAAUGCAUGAUGCUGCCACCACCAUGCUUCACCUUAGGUAUGAUGUUCUUUUGGUGAUGUGCUUUAGUUGGUGAUUUAGUUGAACUUAGAUGUUUUUUGUGAGAAAGGGCUUCUAUCUAGCCACCAUACCCCCAUAGCCCAGACAUGUGAAGAAUAUGAGAGAUUGUUGUCACAUGCAGAGAGUAAUCAGUACUUGUCAGAUAUCCCUGCAGCUCCUUUAAUGUUUCCGUACGUCUCUUGACAGCCUCCCUGGUAAGUUUUUGUCUUGUCCUUUUAUAAAUUUUGGAGGGACGUCCUGUUCUUGCUAAGGUCACUGUGGUUCUCCAUUUUCUCCACUUGUUGAUGAUGGCCUUCACAGUGUACCAUGGUACAUAUAGUGUUUUGGAAAUUUUAUGUACCCCUCUCCUGAUUGAUACCUUUCGACACUGACAGCCUGUACAUGCUUUGUAAGCUCUUGGGGACCAUGACUUCAGCAGUCAGAUGAAACCAAAAAGGUGGGAAGAAAAUCCUACAGAAACAGCUGGUCUUUAUUUGGGGUUAAUCAGAAUAAUUUCAUUUAUGACAGCUGUAUGAUAAUUACUUUUGAACAUGAGAGUGAAUGUGAUUGGUUCAUUCUGAAUACAGUCACAUCCCCAAUUAUUCAAAUGGUGUGCACACUUACAGUAUGCAACCAGGUUAUUGUAACUUUUAAAAAAAAAAAUUUUUCCUAUGUUCCCUAAAAUGUUUCUGACUGUUUUUCACUUAAUUUUGAUACAUUAUAAAUUUCACAUUGAGGGUGGAAAGAAUUCUGACAUGAUUUAUCUUUGUUUCAUUUUUUCAUCACAAAAACUUCCCAUUUUAUGAGGGGUGUGUAGACUUUUUAUAUCCAAUGUAUGUAUUUAAUUCAAGCAAUAACACCUUAUGCUUUCCCUCAACAAGAACAUUUACAUUUACAUUUAUGGCAUUUGGCAGACGCCCUCAUCCAUAGCGACUUACAAUUAUCUCAUUUAUACAAGUGAGCAGUUGAGGGUUAAGGGCCUUGCUCAAGGGCCCAGCAGUGGCAGCUUGGUGGUGCUGGGAUUUGAACUCUCAACCUUCCAAUCAGAAGGCUAAAGUCUUAACCACUGAGAACACACUCUGCCUCCCAUAAUGCAGUCCCAAUGAGAAGUGUAAUUGGACGAAAUUGUGUUUGAAUAACUGACAAAAACAAAAGCAGUCCUGGAAAAUGGAAGAAACCUCUGGAACCAACUGGUCCAAUAAAAUCACAGCUGAUGUGCUAUACUAUAUUGAUCAGAUGGUUGGUUGUGUCAGUUCCAUACUCAUCUGGAUUUACAAGUAUUUUUAAAGUGCAUACAUGUGGGUCAAAUAGAGGAAGAAGCAUUAUCUUUUAAAUGAUCUAAUACAAAUGUGAAAUCAUUAGACCUUAACCACCACCCACAGGAAGUCUCCAGACAGUCAGAGCAUGCUUCUAGAUCUAAUCUUGGCAGAUGCGUGGGAGGUCAAAACUGCAACUGCACUACGUAUAUUGCCAAAAGCCCACACCCACAUGUGCUUGUUGAGCAUCCCAUUCCAGAUGUAGUCCCCCUUUGCUGUUAUAAUAACCUCCACUCUUUGGAGUGUAGCUGUGGGUAUUUGUGAUCAUUCAGCCAUAAGAGCAUUAGUGAGGUCAGGCACUGAUGUCGGGUGAGGAGGCCUGGAGUGCAGUCAGCGUUCUAGUUCAUCCCAAAGGUAUUCAUGGGGUUGAGGUCAGGGCUUUGUGCAGGACUCUCGAGUUCUUCCACUCCAACCUUGGCAAACUAUGUCUUCAUGGCCUCACUUUGUGCACAGGGGCAUUGUCAUGCUGGAACAGGUUUGGGCCUCUUAGUUCCAGUAAAGGGAAAUUGUAAUGCUACAGCAUACAAAGACAUUCUAUACAAUUGUGUGCUUCCAACUUUGGGGAAGAACCACAUAUGGGUGUGAUGGUCAGGUGGCCACAUACUUUUGGCCAUAUAGUGGAACAGACACUUGAGUUAUCUUUCUCUGGUAAAAGUUAUCUAUCUCUGUUAAACCCAUAUUUUCCACUGAAAUUCAACUUUCAUUCCAUGGGAGGCGGAGCCAAGGUGGCCAGGUAAUACUAAUCUGUGCUGAGGAAAAUAAUAUUUAUAGUUGUCCAAGAUGGCCACCCCAUAAAUAUUACAGUAAUCAGCUACAGUACACUGUGAAGUUUUGUUAAUGUUUACAGAAGAUAGUAAGUCACACUGUGUCUAAAACCAUUAGCAAGAAAUCAGUGAAGAUUGGAUGUGGUUUGAGGAAGAUAUUUAUAUUUUUAAAAAAUUGGAUGAGAGAGAUGUCUAUACUUUUUAGCAAUUUCUGCCUUCAGACACCAAACAUUUCUUGGCCACUAUUUCGAGUUUUGUUUAAAGAAGUUAGUAGGGAGUAAAUGAGAUAUACUUGUGUCUUUGUCAACAGGCUAUGCAAAAUGUGUUUGUUUUUUUUUUUUGGUUGUUCAUCUGUCUUGUCAGUAAAAUGAUCUCUUCUUGUCAAAAUAAGUGGUUCUUGACCAUGUUCGUAACCAAACCAUACCAGACUUCCAAGCAACAGGGGAAGUUUGGCUUGUGAGACUACCUUCUGGCGGCCCCAGUGUUUCUGUCACUACCAUGGAACAUUAAGCACUGCCUUUGGCUACAUGAAACCCAGUACAUAUGAUUUCACUGUGCAUUGACUAAACAGUCAUGACACAUCAAGGAAACAUUUAGUUACCCACCUGUCAGAUGUGUGAGAGAUGGGGUGAGUAAUGUGAGAUGGUGGUGGGAAAUUGUGUGCUCCAGAUGCUGUGCAUUAGAUAUAUGCAACUUCCUCUAAUCAUGAGAGCAGCUUUUCUCAGAAACACUGCUGACGCAUCUGCAUACGUUACUACAUUUCUAUCCAAAUACAGAGUGAUAGAUCAUACAAAUCUUGUCUAGUUUGUGAACCAGAUGAAAAGAAAGGAACAGAAAAGGAAGAGAGAUGAGACCUUCAAUAUAAACAAACUGUCCUGAGACAAAUGUUUGUGCCUUAAUGGUUUGUGCUUUUCAAAAGCAUUAGUAUGCCAAUGACCAAAUACAGCUCUUCUGUGUCUUCUAUUAAACUUUCAAAUUUCUACUUUUUGAGCUCUUCAGUUUUCAAACAUAAACAUAUUGCAAACUUUGCCUUCCUUGGUCUGAUCGAACACAGGAAGAUCAAACAGAUUUAGUAAGGAAUUUGGACUGAUAAGAUAAAGCGAGACUAAAUCAUGAGCUUUUAGUCAUAAUGUUUACACCUGGAUUUUGGGACAUCUCAGAGAGUGACUAGUGGGAGAGCAUGAAACGAGAAUAUAAUGCAGACUAUUCAUCCAGCUACUACACACUCCCACACAUUCUGAUCCACACACACACACACACACACACAUUCCCACAGCAUUUCUCAACAGCUGUCAUUCCUUUUCUGGGCCCAUGUUACACAAAAUCAAACUGUUCAAUCAAGCAAUAUGACGAAACUUUACAAAAAUAACAAUUACUUAUAAACAGUUUAUACUUUAGAAGACUCAUAGGUCCAAGACUCAUGGGUUCAAAAUAAUAUGUGGCAAUUCGUGUGUGUAAUGGAAUACAUUUCAUGAGCAAAUAGUGCACAUGUUGUGAGUAACUUACAAACACAUUGCAUUAAAUACAUCAGAGGAGGAAACAAUAAGAAGAUAAAUUUGUAUAAGAUUUCUGAAUGUUCAGUGUGAAAUGUUUCGGGUAGCUGCAGCAAGCUCAGAUAUGAAACAGACUCCAAGAGGGAGAAAUUUCAACUCAAGUAUAACAAACUAAACUGAGUGAUAUGCGGAGAAAAACAAAAUACAAAAAUACUGUAGCACCACUGUGCCUCAGUAAAGCAGACAUUAAUUUGCAUACUCAUGAGCCCCAGUAGCUUCUGGUUAAUAUGAUGUUUAAUGUUUGUGUUUUGAUAGCUUAAGUAUGCGUUUGUGUGUUUGUUCCUUCCUUUAAUAGGUUCUGCGACAAACCAACAAUUCCGUGUUUUGUGCUGUAAAUGGGUUUGCCAAUAAAAGUGAAAGUGCAUUAUUUUAACAAUGCUUCGUGUUCAAGCGUCUUCCUCACUGACGCCACCAUAUAAAUUAAUGAACAUGUGAGUGGCCAUGUUUAAAUGGCUGGUAAAUA
Pangasianodon hypophthalmus (striped catfish) is the source of this 9252-nucleotide messenger RNA. RefSeq names its product G protein-coupled bile acid receptor 1 (gene gpbar1). The coding region runs from base 1992 to 2969 and encodes 325 amino acids. Lineage: Eukaryota; Metazoa; Chordata; Actinopteri; Siluriformes; Pangasiidae. Gene Ontology annotation, biological process: G protein-coupled receptor signaling pathway. The transcript is spliced from 2 exons. The record is from RefSeq and is a predicted model, not a curated record. Gene Ontology annotation, molecular function: G protein-coupled bile acid receptor activity. Gene Ontology annotation, cellular component: membrane.